Durusdinium trenchii is the source of this 819-nucleotide messenger RNA. The record is from the annotation of a GenBank genome assembly. NCBI's taxonomy places the organism in Eukaryota, Dinophyceae, Suessiales, Symbiodiniaceae.
AUGGUUCCGUUUGCACCGCUCGCGCUGUUGGCGAUCUGCGCAGAGGCGUUGCCGGCGUUGCCGUCGUGGAACCACGCUCACAAUGCUACUGAGAACGCCACCGGCUUGAACGCGACCAACCUCACACAGAUCAGUGCUGCCAACGGUCUCCGCCUGAACGGCGUAGAACUCUUGGGCUGCCAACUGAAGGUCGGAGUUGCUUUCUUCGAGUAUCAAGAUAUGAUGACGCAGCAGCAGGCACGUGUUGCUUUGGAAGGUCUGGAGUUGGGCAACAACAAGCUGAAAGUCCUGAAACCGGAUCAAGUGAUUGAGCUUGGCCUGGUGGACAGAGAACAGAAGCUAGGUGCCCGGGUGGUGCCCAGCAAGGUGGUCUAUCUCAAGAACAUUGUGACUCUAGAGGACCUGGCCGAUGAGACUGGGUAUGUCGAGAUUUGCACAGACAUCCGCUUGGAAGGGGAGAAGUUUGGUGCAGUCGUCUCGAUUGAGGCACCGGCGCCAGCAGCCCCAGCGGCUUUGCCCGCACCUACUCUGCCGGACUUGUCCAUGGCGCUGGUUCCCAUCGGUGGUCAGCUGGCCAAGCCUGGCGGAGCGGGCGAUGGCCCUGGUGGUGGAGGCCCGUCCGGACCGGUGGACCCCACCACGCCGGGCUUUGGCUAUGCCUUCAUCGAGUUUGCGAAUAUCGAGGGCAGCUCCAAGGCCAAGAAGGCUUUAAAUGGCCGGCGCUUCGGGUGCGCUGCUUCAGAGCUACGAGUCCGGUCGUUGAGAUGUGAUUUUCCGGCUCCGCUGGUGAGUUCUAUCGGCUGCGCAGGGCCAACUUAG